AUGUCAUCGUCAGUUCAUUUCAAAUUCAAGUCCCAGAAAGAACCCUCGCGGGUCACCUUCGAUGGCACUGGUAUUUCCGUCUUUGAGCUCAAGCGCGAGAUCAUCAGCCAGAGUAGAUUGGGCGAUGGGACCGACUUUGAGCUGGAAAUCUAUGUUGAGGACACUGGAGAAGAGUACGACGAUGACACAACCAUCAUCCCCAGAUCCACCUCCGUCAUUGCCCGCCGACUGCCAGCGGCUCGCCCUGGUAAAGGUGGUGCGGCCCGCUAUGUCUCUGGUAAAAUGCCUGUCAAUGCUCGCAAUGCCUCCCGCACCGAACCGUCGACGAAUCGGGCUAUACCGGGGAUGGGCGGAUCAGUCAACAACAUGCUGGAGCUCAACAAUGCGCAGACAGAGGAGGAAAAGAUUAAUGCGCUCUUUAAUCUGCAAGCCAGUCAGUGGAAGGAGCAGCAGCAGGAGAUGGCCAAUGCGACCCCGGUGCCAUUCGGCCGUGGCAGGGGGAAGCCCGUCAAUGUCCCUGACCACCCUCCUCCUCCCGGAUAUCUAUGCUACCGUUGUCGAGAGAAAGGCCACUGGAUCCAAGCAUGCCCGACGAACAACGACCCCAAGUUCGACGGCAAAUAUCGGGUCAAGCGGUCCACCGGCAUCCCCCGAUCAUUACAGACCAAGGUUGAGAAACCGGAGUCUUUGGCGCCCGAUGGGUCCAACGACGACGCCAGGAACACGGGAGUCAUGGUGAACGCCGAUGGGGACUUUGUCGUUGCAAGGCCUGAUAAAGCAGCGUGGGAGCUGUACCAAGAAAAGACCAAGGCGUCUGCUGCGGCGGCAGCCGAGGCAGCCGCCGCCGAGGAGAGCAAGGCGCUCCAGGCUCGGGGUCUGGAAUGCCCAAUUGAUAAGAGGAUGUUCUUAGAGCCCACACAAACCCCAUGUUGUCACAGGACAUAUUGCAAUGAUUGUAUCUCCAAUGCCUUGAUUGAAAGUGACUUUGUCUGCCCCGGCUGUUCUACGGAGGGAGUCCUACUUGAUAACUUGACGCCCGACCAUGAUGCAGCCUCCAAAAUCAAAGCUUAUGAAGCGGAAAAGGCCGAGGCUAAGAAAGAGAAGGAAAAGCAGCCCCAGCCAGUGGCGGGACAGGAUGGUCUGUCGAUGAAUGGCACCUCUGCUGCUGAACAGGACUCCUCCAAAGAAGCCGGACUGAAGGAGCGGUCUCCGUCCCACCAAGAAGCAGACGACGCAUCCACACAAUCUAAGAAGAGGCCAGCCGAGGAGGCGCCAGAUCGCGAGACGAAUAGUGCGGACCCUGGUAAUGCACCAAAAAAACAAAAAAGCGAAGACCAGCCUGAAGCUUCUGCGGUCAAACACACCACCGCGGCGAAUAGCAAUCCCAAAGAGACACCCACCAACCCUGCGAACCCAGCUUUGCCAUUCAACCCGCAGCUGCCCUUCGGCGAUUUCGGCAUGAUGCCCCCAUUCUCCAACGGCGGCUUUGGGAACGACACAAUGCCAUUCAUGAACCCGAUGGGCAUGCCAAACGGCUUCCCCAAUGCGAUGGGGCCCGGCUGGAACCCGAUGAACAUGCCUUUUAACCCGCAAGCGGGCAUGUACGGGGAUCAGAGCACCGGGUUUCCGAACAUGUUCACUGGGGACCCGUCAAUGAUGUUCCCAAUGGGCCCGAUGGGCCCGAUGGGCGCAAUGCAGAACCAGAACGCUGGCUUCCAGGCCCCUGGGAUGAACAACUUUGCUAACCAGCAGCGGACUGCGUUCAGCGGGCCGUACUCGCGUGAAGAAGACUCGCCGUAUUUCCGGCAGCCUGUGAACCCGCAACGACAUCAGGCGCGGAAUCGGCGGGUACGACCAAGUGACUAUCGGGAGCUAUGA
This is a messenger RNA of Penicillium canariense, 1878 nucleotides long. RefSeq names its product cleavage polyadenylation factor subunit MPE1. The coding region runs from base 1 to 1878 and encodes 625 amino acids. The record is from RefSeq and is a predicted model, not a curated record. The transcript is spliced from 4 exons. NCBI's taxonomy places the organism in Eukaryota, Fungi, Ascomycota, Eurotiomycetes, Eurotiales, Aspergillaceae. Gene Ontology annotation, cellular component: nucleus. Gene Ontology annotation, biological process: ubiquitin-dependent protein catabolic process; protein ubiquitination; mRNA processing. Gene Ontology annotation, molecular function: nucleic acid binding; ubiquitin protein ligase activity; zinc ion binding.